Molecule: messenger RNA, 4593 nt
Organism: Anopheles nili
Lineage: Eukaryota; Metazoa; Arthropoda; Insecta; Diptera; Culicidae
Gene: Cont
Product: contactin
Exons: 4
Coding region: 1-3933 (1310 amino acids)
Biological process (GO): axon guidance; dendrite self-avoidance; homophilic cell-cell adhesion
Cellular component (GO): plasma membrane; axon
Molecular function (GO): cell-cell adhesion mediator activity
Source: RefSeq, a predicted model, not a curated record
AUGGCCCACCAUCUACCAAGUGUCGUUUUGAUCGGUGUCCUGUUACACCUGGCAACUGGCCAACAGGGCGGUGUCCUGCGCGGUGGCAGCCCGUUCUUCGAUGAACCCGACGACUAUCUGAAGCAACGCACGCCAAACAGCAUCGAUGAGAUCUUCCUGCGGGCAGGCGAUCGGACCAGCGCCGAGGACUACUUCUGUCCGGAGUAUUGGAUAGCAUUCCGAGGGACCUGCCUGCGGGUGCAUAAGUCACCCCGGAAAAACUGGUUCAACGCGCAAAAGAUCUGCCAGGCGUACCAGGGUGAGCUGUUGAGCGUGGACACAAUCGAAAAGCACUCCUUCGUGGUGAAGCUGCUCGACCGGGAUGUGAGCAAACAGAACCGCUAUUACGUAUCCGCCCGCCAGGUGUCGCCCGGUAACUGGGUAAACGCGGACAAAAGCCAGCUGAUCUCGAUCGAGGACGCAAUCAACUUCGAGCUGAUCACGGAUUCGGAUGCGAGCGAUGAGUUUCAGUCUUACUUCGAGGGAGCGAAGGCGAAGAACACAAUCGAGCACGACGAUGCGGAUGAUCCACGCCGUUUCUACCAGUCGGACCGCUACCGGAACUUAAAUUACCUCGUGCUGGGCUUCAACAUGCACAAGGAGAAGUGGCAGUUCUAUCCGCUGAAGGGCGAGGAGCAGUUCCUGUUCAUCUGCGAGUCACGCACGCUGUACAGUGCGGACAACUUGAACACGCUACUGGAAGAUCGGCGGAAAUACGAUUACGGGUUGGAGCAGACGGACGUAGAGCGGAUCCCGCGUGGUCCGUACUUUAUCCGGCAGCCAGUCGACACGACGUACGACACGGGCAAGGCGAGCAUUACGCGUGAUGUAACGUUGAGCUGUCUGGCAGGUGGUUAUCCGACCCCUCGUUACACCUGGUACAAGGAGGAGUACGUGAAGGACAACCUCACGGUCAUACCGAUCGAUCCGUUACGAAAUGCCCGCCACACGGUGAGCGGUGGCAACCUGAUCAUCCACAACCCAUCACAGAAUCGCGAUCAGGGCACGUACCACUGCACCGCUCAGAACAUCUACGGGAAGGUGAUCUCGGAGAGUGUCCAGCUUAACUUUGGAUACAUUCUUGAGUUCAACCUGCAGCGGGCACCGGAGAAGGGCAAGGAGAACUGGGGAGAGGCGUUGCUAUGUGAGGAACCGCAGCAUUACCCGGAUGUCAAGUACUACUGGUCGCGCAACUACUUCCCUAACUUCGUGUACGAAGAUCAGCGCGUGUUCGUCAGCUACGACGGUUCGCUAUACUUCAGCUCUCUCGAGGCGAUGGACCGGGCGAACUACUCCUGUACGGUGAUGAGCACCGUCAGCGAUACCGGCCGGAACGGGCCAUUCUUCGAGCUGUCCGUUUCGCCCUCACCCCACUAUCAGGAUCUCAUAUUUGCGAAUACCUUCCCGAAAGCGUUCCCGAAGGUGCCACUCGCCGGCAAGGACGUCCGGUUGGAAUGCAUGACGUACGGCUACCCGGUGGCAUCGUACAACUGGACACGCCGAAAUGGCAACGUGCCGCGAUUGUCCCGGUUGGAGAACUUCAACCGCGUGCUGUUGAUCCAAAACGCGACCGUAAACGACAACGGCGAGUACAUCUGCACGGCCCGGAACGAGAAGAAAUCGAUCACGCAGAGCAUCUUCCUGAACGUGCAGAUGGAGCCAAACUUUACGAUACCGCUUCGGGACCGCACGAAGGACUUCCAGAGCUCGGUGUCAUUCCUGUGCGAAGCGUACGCGAUGCCUGAUGUUAACUACACCUGGUACAAGAACGGCGAGCUGAUGGAGGAAGACGACCGGGGUGGCCGAUUCAACAGGGACAAGUACACGAUCCAGGACAAUCUGCUCAAGAUCAACUAUCUCGAGCCGGAGGAAGACAACGGCAUGUACCAGUGCAAGGCGACAAAUCAGCUAAAGGGCGUCUACUCAGCGGCACAAUUGCGUGUCCUCAGCAUGAAGCCAUCCUUUAAAAAACACCCGCUCGAGUCAGAGAUCUACAGUGUCGCGAAUGGGAACACGACGAUCGUGUGCGAACCGGAAGCCGCUCCAACGCCCAAAAUCGUGUGGAAAAAAGACGGUAAUGUGAUUGGAAGUGGUGGUCACCGGAAGAUCUACCCCACAGGGACGCUUCACAUCUCACCAACAUCCCGCGAUGACGAGGGCACGUACACCUGCAUCGCCUCCAACACGCAAGGAAUGGCCGAAUCGAAGGCACGCCUCAUUGUCCUGCAGGAACUUCGUUUCACCGAACAACUACCCCCGAAGCUGAUCAAACAGAUCGGUGAGAUGUUGUUCCUGCGCUGUGACGUUACGUACGAUCAACUGCUGGAUGUCGCGUUCGUUUGGACCCACAACGGGCAGGUUCUAACCGGACAAGGGGAUGACGAUGACGAGCGUCGCUUCCAUCAACCAACCGGUCCAGCACCGGAAGGUGCUCGCAUUCGCAUUCACUACAACACACUCGAGGUGCACAAUCUCACGCUCGUGGACAGUGGCGAGUACGAGUGUAUUGCAAAGUCCUCCGUGAAUCGGAUCGUUUCACGAGCCACCGUUCUCAUUCAGGGUCCACCAGGCGCACCCGGUGCCGUUAAGGUGAUAGACAUUAAAAAAACGGAGGCACUGCUCGAGUGGACCAACGGCAAUGACAACGGGCGGGCGAUCCUUUAUUACAACAUCCUUGGACGCACCAACUGGAACAACACGUGGGUCAACGUAUCGACGCACGUGGUUGCGCAGGAAGCGGACCGUUACAAUGGCCGCCGUCAGGCGACCGUUACCGGACUAACGCCCUGGUGUGGGUACGAGUUUUCCGUCGUUGCGGUAAACGAUCUUGGUCUCGGUACACCAAGCUUACCGUCGCCUUUGCACAGCACCCAGAAAGAUCGUCCAUAUAUCGCACCACGGAAUGUCGGUGGAGGUGGUGGAAAGAUUGGGGAUCUCACCAUCACCUGGGAUGCGUUGAAACCAAACGAACAGAACAGCAUUGAUGUGCACUAUCGUGUGUUCUACCGGCUGCAUGGACAGCGUGAGUGGGCAAGCGACGAACUCCAGCGUCAGGGUAACACCGGUAAAGCCGUCAUUCACGUGCCAACGGACAAGUACUACACACGGUACGAGGUGAAGGUACAAGCCGUGAACGAUCUCGGUGUCGGUCCAAUCAGUGAACCUGUCGAGAUCUUCUCCGCUGAGGAUAUGCCGCAGGUUGCACCACAGCAAACCAUCGCACGAAGCUAUAACUCGACCGCACUGAACGUCACGUGGGUGCCGGUUUCACAGACACGCGAAUCCAUCCGCGGGAAGCUGAUCGGACAUCGGCUAAAGUACUGGAAGAAGGAACACCACGAGGAGGACUCGGUGUACUAUCUGUCACGCACGACACGCCCGUGGGCGCUGAUCGUCGGUCUCGAACCGGAUACGUACUACUUCGUGAAGGUGAUGGCGUACAACGCCGCUGGCGAGGGUCCGGAGAGUGAGCGGUACCUCGAGCGAACGUACCGGAAGGCACCACAGAAGCCACCGUCCUCGGUGCAGAUCUUUGGCAUCAAUCCAUCCACGAUCAAGGUCACCUGGCGGUAUAUCGCACCGUCACAGGAUGAGGAACCGGUGCAGGGGUACAAGAUCCGUAUCUGGGAGAAGGAUCAGGACAUGUCGAGUGCCAACGACACGAUCGUGGCGAUUGGGCGCAAGUUGGAGAAGUACAUCGACAAUCUGACGCCUGGAAAAUCGUACAACUUACGUGUGCUGGCUUUCAGCAACGGUGGAGAUGGACGCAUGUCGAGUCCUCCGAUCCAGUUCCAGAUGGGCAUCACUCAAACCCCGCUGAACGGUGCGACGAGUCUGUACGUUUCCCUCGUUACGUUGGUCGCCAUGUUGGGCGUUUUGUUGUGUCUCCCGUAGCUAUCUGGCCGCCGUGCCUUGUCCGUGCCUUGAUCGACGCCCUGGGGAGGGGAAGGGAGAAGGGAAACGCCCCGAUCCUGCAGGGCAUUGGGAGAAUCUGGAGACGUCGAGUAAAGGAAAAAUUCGAGUUGUCUUCUCGAUCGGUGAAAACCCUCCAUUCUAGUGUAAAGUAGGCUAUCAAUAAUUUUAGGCGAAGGAUACACGAGUCAGUGUAAGGUGAGAGGCAGCAGGUUGGCUUAAGGAGGGAGGAAGAAAGCGAUAUACACGCGCAGAGGAGGUAUUACAAGGAGGAGGUGGUUUUGAAAGAAAGUAUUUUGAAAUAGUAACUUAGAUUAACGCAAGUAUUUACACCAUCCGUCCAUACCGAGCGUAACCCGUAAGAGAUGUUCCGUCCAAACGCAAGUACGUCAAGUACUGAAGAAGACAAUGUUUUUAUCUAAUUUACAAAGUAGAGUAAGUCGAGCUAAUAAAAAAUGAGAUGUCGAGGUUGGCAGCUACUUCAUUUUGAUUUUAUCUACACCUCUGGCAAGGGUGUAACUUUCGUUUUUUAUCAAUAAAAGCAUCCAAAGCCGUUGCCAGAUUAUUUCAAAGAACGCUGUAUGUGUCCAUAAACAAAUUUCUUGAUCUUUUGUACAUCUGCAGUUGCUUACCAUAAAUAAA